Molecule: messenger RNA, 789 nt
Organism: Prorocentrum cordatum
Lineage: Eukaryota; Dinophyceae; Prorocentrales; Prorocentraceae
Source: the annotation of a GenBank genome assembly
CUCUCGCCGGCAGCUCGGCGGCCACUGGGCGAGGGCGGGCCGCCGGGAGAGCCUGCAGGCCGCGGGUCGCGUGCGAGCUCGCCGCCGUCCGCCAGCGGCGACGCGGCCGACCGCCGGGCGGCAGGCGCCUUCGGCUCGGCGCGGGGCUCUUGCUCGUCAAACCUCGGGGAGGCCGGGGCGGCGCCGCUCCUCACGCCGCCGUCCCAGCCGAUCCCGCUGCUGGCGCCUCCCUCCGGCCGCAGCUCCGCGGAGCGUGGGCCUCUGGCCCGCGCGCUCGUCGGGCGUGGGUGCCCAGAGCCGGGCGGGGAGGACGAGAUAUCGCCCAUCUCGCGCGACGCCGCGGUGUCCUUCCCGACGCUGUUUGGGUGGCCGCAGCAGGCGCCCCCGCGGCGCGUGGACGACGCUGGGGCGCCACCCUGGCCGAUGUCCGCGGGCGGUGAGGCCCCGCGAGCAGGCGACAGGGGGCACAGCUACUCGCCGCUGCUCGCCGUGGGGCACGAGCCCUCGUGCUCGAAGGACUCCUUCGCGUCGCCCGGCGAGGUACUGAGGCUGCUGCAGGACGUCCAGCAGGCGUCCCCAGCGAAGGCGCCGGCGGCGCUGAGCGGCGGCGAGGAAUCGCGGGGCGAUUGCAGUCCCGCCCGCGAGGACCGCUGGGCGGCGGCGCCACAGGACGCGUCGCGGGAGGUGGCCCGGGUGCGCGCGAGGAUCACCGCAGAGCUGGACUGCCUCACCGAGGCGCUGGCAGAGAGCUUCGCAAGUGGCCCUGCCGCGGUGAGAAGGGCAGACUGA